CGUCGUCUGCCAGAGUCGCUCGCGGGCUCAGACGCCUCAGCUCUCUCAGCCGGGAUGGAGCCGUCGCAGUCGCAGCCGCUGCCGCUGCUGUUGCUGUACCUCGCCGUGACCUGCGCGUCUGCCGCCGCUGCCGAGGGCGGGGAGUCGCGGCUGCGGUACGACUCGUGCUACGGCUGCAUCUGCGAGGCGGCGUCGCGGUGCAACCGCUCGCUGGGCUGCGACGACGGCGCCUGCGGACUGUUCCGCAUCACUCGCCACUACUGGCUGGACGCCGGCGCGCCCACGCUGCCGGCCGACGCGCGGCUCCUCAACGAUGCUUUCGAGCGAUGUGCAACGGAUCCGUUCUGCGCCUUACGAACGGCGCACCACUACAUGGAGCGGUAUCGCAAGGACUGCAACGGCAACCAGCAAGUGGACUGCCACGACCUGGCGCUGCUGCACUUCCUGGGCCCCAGCUGCGAGGGGACGAUGCCCUCCGCCUACACGGACGAGUUCGAUAACUGCCGCUUCAACGCGCUGCUGCUGGGCGCCGGCGACAUCUGACCAUCAAAACCACCCCCACCCCUACUCCUUGUAACAUAGUAUUGUAUUUAUGGAGACACAGCUCAUUAAACUAUUCUGUGCACAAUCUCCUGUAUGCGCUGUUUGUUCCGUAGAACAGAUCCUCGAAGGUAUGGGACACGGCAGGAAAACAAAAGUACGUAAGACAUAUUUACAAAAUAGCUAAUAUGCUAAUGUUCUUUCCACACAUCCCUAAGUGAGACGUUCGUCA
Schistocerca cancellata (South American locust) is the source of this 772-nucleotide messenger RNA. RefSeq names its product lysozyme-like. Gene Ontology annotation, molecular function: lysozyme activity. The record is from RefSeq and is a predicted model, not a curated record. The coding region runs from base 55 to 543 and encodes 162 amino acids. Lineage: Eukaryota; Metazoa; Arthropoda; Insecta; Orthoptera; Acrididae. The transcript is spliced from 4 exons.